Colletotrichum navitas is the source of this 1353-nucleotide messenger RNA. RefSeq lists its product as uncharacterized. Bases 1 to 1353 code for a protein of 450 amino acids. Lineage: Eukaryota; Fungi; Ascomycota; Sordariomycetes; Glomerellales; Glomerellaceae. The record is from RefSeq and is a predicted model, not a curated record. The transcript has a single exon.
AUGGCGUUGACUGUCAAGCAGCUCAAUGCCGAUGCCUCGUUCCUAUUGACCUUUGAACCCAUCGUCCCCGAGUCAACGCCGGGCAUCACUGCAAGGCCGUUCCGGGUCCUGUUGGAUCCAUGGAUCACAGGACCAUCCACCAUAUUCCACUCCAUACUCGCAACCACGACGCAUAAAGAGUGCCCAUGCGUUUGUUCCCUACAACACCUACCGGAACCUGACCUCGUCAUCAUAAGCCAGCACAAGAGCGACCACUGCAACGAAGCAACGCUCCGACAACUGCCCGCCAGCGGGACGCGAACGCUGAUUUUAGCUGAACCCGCGGCGGCCAAGGUAAUCCGGAGCUGGAAGUACUUCGACGCGGACAAGGUGCACACUAUUCCGCGAUGGGAGGAUCCACGGGCAACUGGGAAGCAGUCAGUGGUCAGGGUGAAGGUCCCCCCCUUCUCUCCCGGCGGUGAGCCUGGCGAGGUGACGGUCGCCUUCAUCCCACAACGCAGGGACUUCAAGGGAUUACACGCCGCCAUUGGAAUCACGUAUCGGCCCCCGCCGACUUCGCCGAGAUUCCCCCACCUCUCGACGCCCCCAGAGACGCCAGUCUCUCAGCAGUCGAGCCUCACCACGUCCCAGGUCGCGAUGGCCUCGCACAAAAAGUCCAGAAACGCACCAGUAUACCUCAACCCUCCAACGCCCCCGGAGACACCAAGCAGCAGAUCCCUCCGCUCCGUCCGCUCCGGCACCCUCGCCACGCCGAUCCCAGACGCCCGCGACAGGGCCGUCUCCGUCAUCUUCUCGCCACACGGCAUUUCGUACCGCUGCCUCGAGAAAUACGCCGAUGCUCAUCUGGAGGCCGAAGCGGCGCUGCCUCUGACGGCUCUCUUGCAUUGCUUUGACACGGUGUCCAACCCGUGGUGGCUCGGCGGCAAUAUUUCGACGGGCAUGCCGGCGGGUCAGGAGACGGCGGCGGCGCUGGGGGCCACAGCCUGGGUCAGCACGCACGACGGCGACAAAGACGUCAAGGGGCUGGUAACGAAAAUGCUGAAGACGAAGAGGUACACACAAAAACAGGUUGCUGCCCCGUCGUCGUCUGGCCAGAAGCGCGGCGACAGACACGGUCGUUCGGCGAAGACCGGUGACGGGGAGAAGGAGGGCAAGGGAACCGAGGUGCUUGUCCUCGGGGUAGGCGAGGAGGUUGCGAUGACUGGCGAGGGCGUGUGGAACGUCGAAUCCGCGGCACGGGCGUUACCCAUGUCUUGGAAACUGCCUGAGAUAGGAAAGACACCGAAGGGGAGGGAGAGGGGGCGGGGGUUGGCACCGGUCGACACGGCGGCCAAGUAUGGACCUCGCCGAUGA